Molecule: messenger RNA, 960 nt
Organism: Paramacrobiotus metropolitanus
Lineage: Eukaryota; Metazoa; Tardigrada; Eutardigrada; Parachela; Macrobiotidae
Exons: 3
Coding region: 39-632 (197 amino acids)
Source: RefSeq, a predicted model, not a curated record
UCCAUGAACCGCCAGAAAUGCGUCUGUGUCGUUAGUAAAUGGCGUGGUUAAUCAGCAGCGCUCUCCUCCUCGUCUGCUCCGGCACCGCCGCGUCCUGCUCCACAGCCAGAAGCGGCGUCAGUGACUUGAGCGUGCCGCAGUACUUGCUGGACAGCGCCAGCGCAACCACCCCUGCGCCCGACAGAAAUCAGGAGCCGGCAUACCAGUGCUUCUACCAGCGCGACUCCACCGCCUACUGCCAGGAGAUGGCGCGGUGUCGCGGCGUACGGCGCAGCUUCAGAGUCCCGCUGGCAACGAAUCUCAGCUUCACUGGCUACGCCUGCCCGGCUGCGCCCUUCACCCGGCUCCCGUUUUCCGCCAAGAGCGGCAUCGCCACUACCGGUUUCGCCGCGUGGCUGCUGCCGUCCACCCUGGGAACGGCCGCCGUCGCCUCGGACCUGAUCUUCGUCUGCCACUUCCACACCCACCGGACGCCGGCCCAGCAGUCUUUCACCUGCGCGGGACCUGUCGAUUGUAGCAUCCGGGAUUCGAACGGGAUGCUUUGUGCGGGUGUCCUAGCCUGGUUCGGCGCCUGGACCGGUGACCUGCAGUUAGGUUUGUGGGGCGUGGUCAUGAGUGAGACUAUGGAGUGACGCUGGCAAUUGUCCAGCGAGCUGCGGCCCCCGUGUUUUCGUCAAGGGUUCGGCCAUCGGCGCGCAGUUGACUUCUCUGGCCGCAAACGAUUAAGCUGCGUCGGAGGCAGAACACCCACGGUCACCUGCCAACGUAUCUGUACACUAUACGCUACUUUAAUACUUAUUAAAAACUAGUGAUACCGGAUACGUAUAACGACACUUAUUAAAGUGACCAUUAUUUACAUUUUACAUACAGUUACAGUUACAGUUACAGUUAAUGUUGUCAGUUGGUACACUGCUGAAUGCUGCUGUAGAGCAUUUCCUCUUGAAUCUCCGGUGAUUUUAU